Camelina sativa (false flax) is the source of this 2212-nucleotide messenger RNA. RefSeq names its product alpha-mannosidase I MNS4. Gene Ontology annotation, biological process: endoplasmic reticulum mannose trimming; carbohydrate metabolic process; mannose trimming involved in glycoprotein ERAD pathway. NCBI's taxonomy places the organism in Eukaryota, Viridiplantae, Streptophyta, Magnoliopsida, Brassicales, Brassicaceae. Gene Ontology annotation, molecular function: mannosyl-oligosaccharide 1,2-alpha-mannosidase activity; calcium ion binding. The record is from RefSeq and is a predicted model, not a curated record. Gene Ontology annotation, cellular component: membrane; endoplasmic reticulum.
UUGGUAGGAAAAAGACCAAAAGAUUUAAUUGCUCCUGAAUCGUUUUGAAAGGACGAGCCACCGAGUGACGCAGUUGAAAACUCAAGGAAUCACCUCGGACAAGAGCGAGAGAGAGAGAGAUCCGAGAAGUGAUGUCUGAGAAGAUUCUCAUUCAGAACACAGACUAAACUCAAAAAACAAUCAUAAAAUCAGCUUAUCGAUGGAAUCAAAUUCCAGGUGGCUUUUGUUUCCCAUCUUGAUCUCUCUCACAUUCUCGGGUCUUGUUCUUCACCAUGGAGCUCUCGCCGAAACUGUUAAACCUGAUGAAGCUAAACAGCUUAGAGACGAGGUACGUGGGAUGUUUUAUCAUGCUUUUGAUGGAUAUAUGAACAAUGCUUUUCCACUUGAUGAAUUGAGGCCGUUAUCUUGCCAAGGUGAAGACACUCUUGGAGGCUAUGCGUUGACCUUGAUUGAUUCGUUGGAUACAUUAGCUUUACUUGGAGACCGAGAGCGCUUCACUUCUUCUGUUCUAUGGAUUGGUAAAAAUCUUCAGUUUAAUAUAAACAAAACUGUAUCUGUGUUCGAGACAACUAUCCGAGUCCUUGGGGGUUUACUUUCUGCUCAUCUAAUUGCAAGUGAUUAUGCAACGGGCAUGAGAAUUCCAUCUUACAACAAUGAGUUACUGUUCUUGGCUGAGGAUUUGACACGGAGAAUGCUUCCUGCAUUCGAUACACCAACUGGAAUCCCAUUUGGAUCAGUGAAUUUGAUGUACGGUGUUGACAAACAUGAAAGCAAGAUAACAUCAACUGCGGGUGGUGGUACUUUGUCAUUAGAGUUCGGCGUGCUUAGUCGUUUAACAAAUGAUCCUGUUUUCGAACAAGUUGCAAAAAAUGCGGUGAGGGGAUUAUGGGCACGUCGUUCGAAUCUCGACUUGGUUGGUGCUCACAUCAAUGUCUUUACAGGUGAAUGGACACAGAAGGAUGCGGGUAUAGGAACAAGCAUUGAUUCCUUCUAUGAGUAUCUCCUCAAGGCUUAUAUACUAUUCGGGGAUGAGGAAUACUUAUACAUUUUUCAAGAAGCUUACAGGUCUGCAAUGCAGCACCUUCACAAGGAUCCCUGGUAUGUAGAAGUCAAUAUGGAUUCUGCUGCUAUUGUCUGGCCAGUAUUCAACAGCCUUCAAGCUUUCUGGCCAGGACUUCAGGUUUUAGCUGGAGACGUUGAUCCGGCAAUCAGGACUCACACUGCCUUCUUUAGUGUCUGGAAACGAUAUGGUUUCACCCCUGAGGGUUUUAAUCUUGCUACACUUAGUGUCCAGUAUGGGCAAAAGAGUUAUCCACUAAGGCCGGAAUUAAUCGAGAGCACAUAUUGGUUGUACAAAGCUACCAGAGAUCCCAGGUAUCUUGAUGCAGGACGUGACUUUGUGGCUAGUUUGCAAUACGGGGCAAAAUGUCCUUGCGGUUAUUGUCACAUCACAGAUGUAGAACUUCAUAAGCAAGAAGAUCACAUGGAGAGCUUCUUCCUCGCAGAAACGGUAAAGUACUUAUGGUUACUCUUUGACUUAGCUGUUGACUCAGAUAACCUCGUCGACAAUGGCCCUUACAAGUACAUAUUUAGCACUGAAGGUCAUCUAUUACCGCUAACACCGCAAAUAUCUCUAGCUCGAGAACAUUGUUCGUACCUUGGUGGAUAUUGUUCAAGCAAUUCCACAAAACGAGAACAAGAAGUCCUUGAAGAAGAGAGUAAUAACGAUGAUCGCAGUAACAUCUAUCCUUACCAUGAAUCUUUUCCAGUUACCGGUUUGAUUAAGGGUUUAUGUCCAGGACUAACACAUGCUCAAAAAUACGGUUUGUCUUAUGCUCUACCGGAGAAGACAGAUCGUGAAGAUGUUAAUCAAGCUAAACCAGUAACUACAAGCAGUUCGGUUGUGUUGAUCUCGAAUACAGUGGAAAAGAAACCACAGGUUGAUGAAGAAGGAUAUAGUUCUCAGUCUGAACCAAUUAUGAUUAUCUCUGGUGGUAGUAGUCGCAACGACCAAACCAGUCAAGAGCUAACCUUGUUAGAGUCAGAAACUGAUGAUCGAAGACUAUACUCUUCUUAGCUUUCUCCCAUUUAUAGAAAAAAACAUUUACAAAUACUACUUUAUUUAGGAAUAUAUAGAUUUGAUAUUUGGUUAUCCGAUCUCAUCAUGUGUCUUGAAUCCUUCGUGUGUUAAUCGAUUGUUGUUGCUGCGAAA